Molecule: messenger RNA, 1947 nt
Organism: Daldinia caldariorum
Lineage: Eukaryota; Fungi; Ascomycota; Sordariomycetes; Xylariales; Hypoxylaceae
Product: S-adenosyl-L-methionine-dependent methyltransferase
Exons: 5
Coding region: 371-1606 (411 amino acids)
Molecular function (GO): O-methyltransferase activity
Source: RefSeq, a predicted model, not a curated record
CCUUAAGUAUCUACCUACCUAACCUAGUCAGAUAGACUGUAAUAGCAAUUGUGCCAACAGGAGGUACGCUUUUGGCGCAAGGGGUUGUACCUGAGAAAUCCCUUGACUAUCGCCGAUAGGCGCUUAUGCCAACGCCCGGGUGGCGAUGCUUACAACCGACAACAUUGUAGUAGGUAGCACUAUUUGACGAAUCAAGUCUCGGCAGCAUCCUGUGCAGUGAUAUGUCAAUCGCCCCCGCAUCGCUUACUGGCUAUAUAAAGUCAGCCAGCUCCCUCGUAAGACGAUAGAAGACCAAGCGUUGCUACGAAACUCACUCUGUAUACAAUAUUUAUCAAGGGCAUCAACCUCUACCUAACAGAUCUUUAGAACCAUGUCGAACCCGUCGCUCGAUGUCUUGGAGGAGCUGUCCAAGAAGCUCUCAGAACAUAUUCGGGAAUUAUGUACCACUAACAGCGAUGGAAUUGCCAUUAGGCGAGAGGCGACGGGAAUCGCGAGAAGAUUGGUAGAUGAACUGAUAGACCCCGAGGAGUGGGCUGCUGAGCAAACCGUCGCACUCGGGGAAUGUGCUGCUAUUCGCAUGUUUAUGAAGUGGGGGUUCUUCGACAAGAUUCCUCUGGGAGGCAGUGUCUCAUAUAGAGAGCUGGCAGGGCUGAUCGGAGCUCAAGAGGCCCUGGUUUUCCGGCUGGGUCAAAUGCUUGUCUCCACCGGUAUGCUUGUGUCGCCGAUGCCCAACAGCGUUGCGCACUCACGCUUAUCGCCAUUAUUCAAGAGCGGCGAUCGCGAAGGUUGCUGGUUCGCUAUGCUCUGGGACGACUGCCAGCCCGGACUCGCCAAACUGCCGGAAUUCUUCGAAAAGUAUGGUCCCCGCGAACCCGUUGAUAAAACGCUACCCCUGAGCUUCGGCCUUAGUGGUGAUGGCCAAUUGGACCCUUGGGAAUUGGUAGCGCAACGGGGCACAGAGCAUAUCGAACAGUUUGGACAUGCCAUGCAAGCCAUGCCUACUUACGCAUGGCCAUAUACUGGCGCUUAUGAUUUCGAAUGGGUUGCGAAAUACGCAGUCACAAAUUCGGAGAGGCCUUUGAUUGUCGAUGUCGGAGGUAGUUAUGGGCACGCACUCCGCGUACAUUUAACCAAGUUCCCUGGUAUACCACCAAGCCGGUGCGUAGUUGAGGACCGCGCAGAAAUGAUCCUUAAUGUCAAGAAAGAGCACGAAAAUGACACGAUCAUGAAAUACGUAACGAAAGUUCCAACAGAUUUCCAUAAAGAACAACCAGUUAAGGGUGCUCUUGUGUAUCUCAUUCGGCGCUGCCUCCACAAUUACAACGACGAAGUAUGUGUUAAUAUACUGCGUAUACUAGCUGACUCGCUUCCGGAUGACGAACCGGAGGCAAGAGUUCUGAUCAACGAGCAAAUCAUGACAGACCCCCCUCAUCGAUUCGUUGCUAGCAUAGACUUGACUAUGUUGACUAUGGCUGCUCGGGUACGGUCAGAGCAGCAGUUUGAGAAGCUUGCCAACCAGGCUGGUCUAAUCUUGGUUACAGUCCACAAACAAGAGAAUACCACCAUGGGUGUUGUAGAGUGCAAGAAAGGCUCACCGAUGGCCUGAACUGAGUCUCAAUUCGAAUUGUCUGGUGGUCACCCAAUAAUCAUUGCAUUUGGAAUGCUAAAUUCUCUUUAUGGUGCUUGUUUUUAUCGUGGUCUUGACUUUGAGGCCUAUUAUGAUUCAAAGGUGUUUUUUUCAUUUUCAUUUUUCCUCGUCUUCUAAGCUCCGACGGUUUUAUUCAUUCUUUGGAUAUUAUUAGCCGCACAUGAGUUAUUUUGUAUAUAGAGUGAUGUAUGAGAGAGUUGGGCAAUCAUCACGAUAACUAUAGGCUUUCAUAACGAAGAAUUAACAGAAGGUUGUAAUUGGCGCUAUUAAUGUAAAAUUUAUGAACUUGCUAUGAAAAG